AUGGCAAGAUCGCAAAACUGUGGAGGACUUGCCAUGCCUUCUGUUGGACUGGGAACAUGGGAAGCAAGAGACGACGCUGAAAUAGUAACAGCCUUAAACGCAGCCUUAGAAUUAGGUUACCGACACAUCGAUACAGCCUUUGCGUACGAAAACGAACGUACUGUCGGUAAAGUCCUAAACGAAUGGAUAAAUUCUGGUAAAAUUGAACAGAGAAGAAUUAUUCGUAACUACCAAGCUACCGAUCAGGGGAAUUCAUCGCGACAGAGUGGAAAAAUAUAUAAAGAUGUCUUUGGACAACCUUGGUUUGGACUAUGUCGAUCUCUAUCUAAUUCAUUGUCCGAUCGGGAUGGUUGAGACUGAGAAUGUCGUGGAGUUUGAACCACAUGAUCAUAAAGGACUAUGGGCGAGCAUGGAAAAGCAAGUAGACCAAGGUCGGGCAAAAACCAUUGGCGUAUCAAAUUUCAACAUCAAACAAAUCGACAAUCUUCUGAAAUUCGCCAGGAUCAAACCAGCUUGCAAUCAAAUUGAACUUCAUGUAUUCUUGCAGCAACCAGAAUUGGUGAAAUUUUGUCAGUCGCACGAUAUUGUAGUGGUAGCUUAUUCGCCGAUAGCUAAUCCAGGUUAUAAUAAAUUCCUCAAACGACUUGGAAUCGAAGAAAGGAAAGACUUGAUGAACAUUCUGACAAAUCCAGUGAUAUCAGAGAUCGCUAAAAAGCACGGAAAAAGUAACGCUCAAAUCGCUUUGAGAUUCUUAGUGCAGAAGAAUAUUGUAGUCAUUCCGAAGAGUGUGUCACCUGCAAGGUUAAAGGAGAAUUUUGAUCUAUUCUCAUUUUCUUUGGAUGAUGCUGAGAUUGCUAAGAUGGAGGGUCUCGAUGUUGGCGAACCAGCUAGAAUUGUCGAUUGGUUGAUUUUUCCCAAAAUUGAUGAACACCCAGAUUAUCCAUUUGGAAAGUAAUAAAACACGCUUAGAUACUGAUUGAAACACUUGAU
This is a messenger RNA of Psylliodes chrysocephalus, 990 nucleotides long. Lineage: Eukaryota; Metazoa; Arthropoda; Insecta; Coleoptera; Chrysomelidae. The record is from the annotation of a GenBank genome assembly.